CAAAAAGCUUACAAUUGGACAAUAUGGGGGAGGUCGAACGAAUGCUUGGCACAACAGAAGCGCGCUUAUCACCCUCAAGUGUAGAGGAGCUGAAACUCUAAAUCGUUCGACGAUACCUACUCGUCUGAGCGAAGCCUGGGGGCGCAAGACGCUUCUAGCCGAGACGAGUACGCAGGAACGAGGCUGACUCGGAAUUCGAAUCUGGUACCUGCUUAAACAUAGCACGCCCAAGCCAGCAGGCCAGCACAUAUGUGAUGGCGGCUAUUAGGAGUUGGCGCCACGAGCGGGCAGCGGCCAUAUAGAAAUUGAGCUGAAAGCGAUGUACUACAUGACGAAACUCCUGUUGCUCAUAUCUCUAAAACCUGUACACGUAUCAGCCACCACGCCAAUAGCUUUCAUCAACCCGCCUCCUCUUCGCCAAGAGGAUCGCGACGACAGCAAGAAUGCUGUUUACAAAAUCGGAGCGACAAUGACGUUGCAGUGGACCGAGGACACGGAGGUUCGCUCGUCGUUGGUGCUUUAUCAGGUGCCGGGGGAUGGGUUUGAAUAUGUUGCUCCCAACCACGUCCAAAUAACCGACUACCUCUGGAUCGUAAACACAGCCAAAAACCUCUCCUUCUCCAACGUCUUCCAGUUCGCCAUCUAUUCCAACGGCUCGACGACCCCGAACGCAACGAGCCAUUACUUCAACAUCACCUCCGGGUCUUCCUCCUCCUCCUCGCCAAAUCUGAGUGCGGGUAGUCUCCCAGUGACAACAACUUCCUCCGCCUCUCCACUUCCUUCUUCCACCGGUAUAACAACCAAGACCUCUUCUGCUGGAGCAGAUGCACUCGACUCAAAAACAUCGACAGCGACAACACCAGCCAGCACGGACGGAGCACUUCAAAGCCAAGAAAGUGGAAACAAAAAGCUCUCAACCCCUUCAGCAGUCGGCAUAGGCAUAGGCGUCUCCUCCGCCCUCUUCCUCGCCAUCGCCGCCGGUGCCUUCGGGUACUGGAUUUUCAAGGUUCGGCCGAAACGGAACAGCAUUAGCCACCACGCAGUGGAGCUGCCACCGCCGCAAACACCGCACAUGGCGCACACGGGUUUCUGUGGUCCUACGAUGGUUAUGAAUGGGAACACCGGCAACGGGAAUGGGAAUGGGAAUAUGUAUCAGACAAAGGACAUCUUUGGGGGAGAAUUGCAGGGUCAUAAUGGACCGGGGAGGAAUGGGGGGUCAUCGGUUUACGAGAUUGAUUCGCAGACUGGUAGUGCAUUUGCGUGGGAUAGGACGAGGAAGUAGUAGUCGAGGGG
Neurospora tetraspora is the source of this 1293-nucleotide messenger RNA. RefSeq lists its product as uncharacterized. The transcript is spliced from 3 exons. The coding region runs from base 320 to 1282 and encodes 320 amino acids. The record is from RefSeq and is a predicted model, not a curated record. Lineage: Eukaryota; Fungi; Ascomycota; Sordariomycetes; Sordariales; Sordariaceae.